AUGUACCGACCGGCUCGACGACUAUCUGUGGCUCUUUGCGGUCCAUCAUCCGCUAGAUGGCGACUUACUCCUACCCCAUGCCGCGCUUGCCAGCGAAGCUCUCGGCAGCUUUCCACCUCCCAGCCUCUAGCAGCGUCGAAGCGGACGACAGACUUCAAUUCUGGCUACACAGGCAGCUAUGAUCCGAAUACUGAAAACGGCCGUGGUCCCAUGUUCACGAAAUCAAGCUUCGGAGUCCCUCAGUUUUACCCUCGCGAUCUGAAGAAGCGUGUUGACGCUUAUGUUGUCGGGCAAGACCGAGCCAAGAAGACCAUAUGCUCAACCAUAUUCAAUCAUUACCAGGGUGUACGGAGACGCCGUCAGCACGAGCACGAGGAAAGAAAUAGACGGGACAAGUUGAGUAGGCAGCGGUUAGUGCGGGAUCGCGAGCUUCACCAGAGGCGGCGUGAAACCCACCCUGUCGAAGGUCAGCGUUUCACAGAUGCCACUUCAAGGCGUCGCUCGGCUGACGAAACUUCUGAAGAUGACUUUCCAGGCCACCAGGAGUCUUUGCGGCACCUGAGUGAUACGAGGGAGACUGAGGAGGAUCCCUACGAGAGCCUGUACCAAGCUGAGGAUCCAUCCAUCCCCGAGCCUGUAAAGGUUGACAAGAGCAAUAUGCUCCUCAUCGGGCCUACAGGCGUAGGAAAGACCUACAUUCUGGAGACGCUAAGUAAAAAGAUCAACGUCCCCUUCUCCAUAUGCGACUGCAAUUCAUUCACCCAAGCUGGUUACAUCGGUCAAGAUGUCGAAUCCUGCAUUGAGCGCCUGCUCAUAGAGGCAAACAACGACAUCAAAGCUACAGAGCACGGAAUUGUUGUGCUGGACGAAUUUGACAAGAUUGCCCGACGAGAAACAACAACCGGCAGGGAUGUCGGGGGCGAAGGCGUGCAACAGGCAUUGCUGAAGCUCGUAGAGGGUACCAAAGUGACGAUCAACGUGAAGGACAACCGCUCUUCGCGAUCCACCCCGCCUAUCACAACGAACUUCAGUGGCGGAAGUUCCUCAACCGCUCAGGUGACACCUCCUGGCGGCAAGGUCGACCAAUACACCAUCGACACCACCAACAUCCUCUUUGUGUUUUGUGGUGCCUUUGUAGGCCUUGACAAGAAUGUUCUUCGUCGCGUUGCGAAACCCUCGGUCGGCUUUGGCGGGAAGGUCGAGGGACGAACAACGGUAGCUGGAACGAAGCAAGCGUUACCGCAGGAGCUCUUUUCCCAUCUCCCACAUUACACCGCUGCCUCGGCCUCGUCGUUUACACCGCUGGACCUCACAACGCCGGAGGAUUUGCAGGCGUUUGGCUUCAUCCCAGAACUGAUCGGCCGUUUGCACAACGUCUGUGCACUGAGCCCUUUAUCCACAGAUGACCUGUUUCGUAUCUUGACCGAGCCACGCAACAGCCUUGCUGCCCAGUACAUAGCGCUCUUCGAAACGUAUCCUUCGCGCUUGAACUUUACGGAAAAGGCGCUCUAUGCCAUCGCCGAGCGGGCGGAAAAGUCAGGUACCGGAGCCCGCGCCUUGAAGAUGGAGAUGGAACGGGUACUGGCCGAGCCAAUGUUCGACGCUCCCAUGCCUCAUGUACUGAUCACGGAGGCGUGCGUCCGCGGGCUAGAAAAGCCGCUCUACUGGGGUAAGGACGGGCGUUUCGAGCUUGACAGACGGCUGCAGGAAGAGGAGCUGAACCCACGGCCAGCAACUCAUCCAUCACCGUUUGAGCAGUACAGAGAAGCCGGUCAAAGCGGCGGUUGA
Molecule: messenger RNA, 1788 nt
Organism: Emericellopsis atlantica
Lineage: Eukaryota; Fungi; Ascomycota; Sordariomycetes; Hypocreales; Bionectriaceae
Product: P-loop containing nucleoside triphosphate hydrolase protein
Exons: 2
Coding region: 1-1788 (595 amino acids)
Biological process (GO): protein catabolic process; proteolysis
Cellular component (GO): mitochondrial matrix
Molecular function (GO): ATP binding; ATP hydrolysis activity
Source: RefSeq, a predicted model, not a curated record